CGUCAUUUGCGCUAUUGUACAUGUUCUAUGUCUUGUUCAUGCUAGCACGCUGUCAUAACGGUGACUUGCCGGAAUACCGGGCUGUUGUGUAUCCCGAGAUUUUUGAUGGCCGAGAUGAACGCACAAGAGUUCUCAAGAUCAACGACGAGAUCACCCUGAACCUGGAGCCAAGCUCAAUUCUUCAUGAAAAUUUCUUCCUGCGUACCUAUCGUCAGGGUGUGGCCGUGCAUAAAUAUUUCAACGUCGAGGACUUACAGAAGGAUUUGUAUCAUGACCCAGCACGCCUGGCAGCGGUAACGGUGUCAGAAAAAGAUGGCAGGCUACAAGUGGAAGGCGUCGUUAGUCCAACACUCAUGAUUAGACCCAUAGAGGUCGGGGAGCGAAUGGACCAUGGCCGACAAGCUCAUCUUGUAGAAAAUAUUGAAGAUAACGACUCUGACAACGUUUAUGGGAUACCAAAAACACAGAACGUUGAAGAGCGCUCUUGGAGUACAAAGACUGGUUUUGACUCAAAUUUCUCAGGCGGCGACGAUUAA
Rhipicephalus microplus (southern cattle tick) is the source of this 536-nucleotide messenger RNA. RefSeq lists its product as uncharacterized. Lineage: Eukaryota; Metazoa; Arthropoda; Arachnida; Ixodida; Ixodidae. The record is from RefSeq and is a predicted model, not a curated record.